This is a messenger RNA of Gracilinanus agilis (Agile Gracile Mouse Opossum), 904 nucleotides long. Its product is annotated as pulmonary surfactant-associated protein A-like. The transcript has 2 exons. The record is from RefSeq and is a predicted model, not a curated record. NCBI's taxonomy places the organism in Eukaryota, Metazoa, Chordata, Mammalia, Didelphimorphia, Didelphidae. Bases 357 to 662 code for a protein of 101 amino acids.
UGGAAGCCCAGGGAAGUUAAGUAAUAUCCAGGGUCACACAGCUAAUAAUGGUCACUGUCAGCAAUAGAGUUUGAAGAGAGGUUUUCCUAAUGGAGGCUUUUUAGUGCCAGACUAAGGAUUUGAUUUAUCUGUUUUGAGUGUGACAUACGGAGACAGGAACAUAGAAAGAACUAGUAAGGAAAUGGAAUGAUAGAGAUAAGGAAGAGAAAAACGGGAAUAAAGGAAGAGACUUAUUGAAAGAGAAAUAUUCAGACAUGCUCAGAUACACAGAAAUACAAUCUCAGAAAAGUAAGACAAAAGGAAAACUGCACUGAAUAUGUUGUCUCUGAUCUCCAGCCCUCACUUUAUAUGGAAGCAUGGCUGAACUGGGAGAAAAGUUUUAUGUCACCACUGGCCAGUCUGUCGAUUUCUUCAUGAUUAAUAAAACUUGCCAGGAGAUGGGAGGCACUGUUGCCACUCCGAGGAAUGAAGAGGAGAAUGCAGCCAUCAUGAAGCUGGUGGAAUGUCCAGCCCUCUAUACCCCUUUUUCAACUAACCAAGUCCUACCCAGCCUUCAGAACUUACCUGAAUGUGCUACCUUUUUUCCCAUGUGGCAAUGCUUGGAUCUGCCAUUAUACAGUAAAUCUUUGCUUUUGAAUCCUUACACAUUUGUACUGUUAUAGCCAAAAAAACUUAUAGAAAUAUUAUAGCUUAUAAGAAUAUUAUAGCCAAAAAGCUAAACUCGGCAAUUAAGCAGGGGGGUUUUUGGAUAACGUCAUGCCGGGCUCAAACAGGGCAGUUAUCUCUGGCUGACAGCCCCAGGGCCACAACUCCUCCCCUAGACAGAAUAGCCUUGAAGAUUCCUAGACAGAACAGCCUUGAAGAUUAAGAAUCAUAUCCUGUGGCACCUGGAAACAUCCCUACU